Owenia fusiformis is the source of this 602-nucleotide messenger RNA. The record is from the annotation of a GenBank genome assembly. Lineage: Eukaryota; Metazoa; Annelida; Polychaeta; Sabellida; Oweniidae.
GGAACAUACGAUUCCCCAUACUGUGUACUGGAACAUACGAUUCCCCAUACUGUGUACUGGAACAUAUUUUCCCCAUACUGUGUACUAGAACAUAUACAGCACACUCUGUAAAGGCAAAAAUUGUUCCUUGUAGAGAGUUCAUGAACACAGGACUUGAUUUGGUUCUUUUGAAAAUUAUGUCGAAAAUAGAGAAAUGUUCCUUAUUUACAGAGGUAUUCCAUCAGAUAUGUUUUCUUGUGUUCAUAUUUCCAGUACUAAGACACGUAGAAACAACACAACCACCAAAACAUCUAACUAGAGUGUGAAUCCAAACCAGCUAUAUACACAGGGCAAAAGAACUAUUACCUCUAAAUAAUACAUUAUCUACAUAUAUGCUCUAACUAUUUACAUAUAACACAUUUUGUUGUGACCUCCAUGCAAAACACAGAUGAUGAAAGAUAGUAGAAAUCCAGCAGGUGAGUGAUCAUUUAUGAUAUCCAGUAUUGUAUAAUAUCAUAUUUACAGCUUUCUAGGUGAUAAGUUCCAGUAUGAUAUGCAAUAAAACCCUGUCUUAGUGGAACACCUUUGGUACCUCUAAAAGUGUUCCACUUAGGGAGGUAUUC